Molecule: messenger RNA, 2683 nt
Organism: Molossus molossus (Pallas's mastiff bat)
Lineage: Eukaryota; Metazoa; Chordata; Mammalia; Chiroptera; Molossidae
Gene: CAPN10
Product: calpain 10
Exons: 12
Coding region: 1-1998 (665 amino acids)
Biological process (GO): proteolysis
Cellular component (GO): cytoplasm
Molecular function (GO): calcium-dependent cysteine-type endopeptidase activity
Source: RefSeq, a predicted model, not a curated record
AUGCGGGCGCCGGCCAGGGAGCUGUUCCGGGACGCCGCCUUCCCUGCCUCCGACUCCUCGCUCUUCUCCAGCUUCUCCACGCCGCUGGCCCGCUUCCGGGAGGACAUCACGUGGAGGCGGCCCCAGGAAAUCUGUGCCGUGCCCCGGCUGCUCCCAGAGAAGCCCCAGGAAGGGCAGGUGAAGCAGGGGCUGCUGGGGGACUGCUGGUUCCUGUGCGCCUGCGCCGCCCUGCAGAAGAGCCGGCACCUCCUGCACCAGGUCAUCCCUCCCGGACAGCCGAGCUGGUUCGACCAGACGUACCGUGGCGCCUUCACCUGUCGAGUCUGGCAGUUUGGAUGCUGGGUGGAAGUGACCAUAGAUGACCGUCUGCCUUGUCUUGCAGGGAGACUCUGCUUCUCCCGGUGCCAGAGAGAGGAUGUGUUCUGGCUGCCACUGCUGGAGAAGGUCUAUGCCAAGGUCUAUGGGUCCUACGAGCACCUGUGGGCAGGACAGGUGGCGGACGCCCUAGUGGACCUAACGGGCGGCCUGGCCGAAAGGUGGAACCUGAAGGACUUGGCGAGCAGCAGUGGCCAGCGGGGCGAGCCCGGCAGCUCGGAGCCCCGCACCUGUCGGCAGCUGCUCGGCCUCAAGGAGCGGUGUCCCAUCAGCUGCUCGGUCUUCAGCCCCAGAGCAGGUGCCAGGGAGUUGGGGGAGUUUCACGCCUUUAUCGUCUCAGACCUGCGCGAGCUCCGGGAUCAGGCCGGGCAGAGCGUCCUGCUGCUGCGCAUUCAGAACCCCUGGGGCCGGCGGUGCUGGCAGGGGCCCUGGAGAGAGGGGGGCGAAGGGUGGAGCCGGCUGGACCCAGUGGACUCUUCAGAGCUGCUGUCCCAGCUCCAGGAAGGGGAGUUCUGGGUGGAGGAGGAGGAGUUUCUCCGGGAGUUUGAUGAGGUCACCAUUGGCUACCCGGUCACGGAGGCCGGCCACCUGCAGAGCCUCUACUCAGAGAAGCUGCUGAGCCACACGCAGGAGCUGCCCGGGGCCUGGGUCCGGGGGCUGUCUGCAGGAGGCUGCCGGAACAACAGCGGCUUUCCCAGCAACCCCAAGUUCUGGCUUCGCGUCUCAGAGCCGAGCGAGGUGUACAUUGCUGUCCUGCAGAGGCCCAGGACGCGCACGGUGGACUGGGCUGGCCGGGCCCGGGCACCCGAGGGGGACCACCGCACCGCGUGGAGCCCGGCCAGCAUCCCGGGCAGGGACUACCCGGCCGUGGGCCUGCACCUCUGGAAGGUGGAGAAGCGGCGGGUCAGCCUGCCCAGGGUCCUGUCCACACCGCCCGUGGCUGGCACCGUGUGCCACGCGUACGACCGCGAGGUCCACCUGCGCUGUGAGCUCACCCCUGGCUACUACCUGGCCGUGCCCAGCACCUUCCUGAAGGACGUGCCAGGGCAGUUUCUGCUCCGGGUCUUCUCCAGCGGGAGAGUCGCCCUCAGUGCCAUCAAGACCGUGGCCCAGAGCCCCGACCCUGGGGAGGCCCUGUCGGCAGGGGAGUGGGAGACCGUGCAGCUUCGGGGGUCCUGGAGGAUCGGGCAGACGGCGGGGGGCAGCAGGAACUUCGCCUCCUAUCCCAGCAACCCCUGCUUCCCCCUCUCGGUGCCCGAGGGCGAUGGCCCCCGCUGCGUCCGCAUCACUCUGCGCCAGCACUGCCCGGACAGCGCCUGCCACGCCAUCGGCUUCCAUGUCUUCCAGGCUCCAGCGGACGGCGGGGGCCCCGCUGCGCCCUCCCUGCUCCUCCAGAAGCCCGUGCUGAGCUGCGUGCCGCACUGCUACACCCAGGAGGUGAGCCGCCUCUGCCGCCUCUCUGCAGGCGCCUACAGGGUCGUGCCCUCCACCUACCUGCCCGACACGGAGGGCGCCUUCACUGUGACCAUCGCGACCAGGAUAGACAGGCGCUCCGUUCACAGCCAGGAAGUGCUGGGGCAGCUCCUCCAAGAGGCCUCCUUCAUGGCGGUGAUGAGAACCUAGCUGGGUGCCCCACUUGUCAGCUCUGUGUCAGCUCUGGGGACGUGUCCUCAGGGCUCCCCGCGCCCUGCAGCGCCCUCACCCAGUGCCACCAGCCUCAGUGCUGUGGCGAGGUCCUGAGCUGAGCUGGGCGGCUCGUGUGCCUGUGGCUCCAGGUGAAGGUUCCUCGUCCUGGAGGGAGGCAGCCUGGGCUCAUGCAGGUGCCGCAGGGAGGACAGGAGGAGCCCAGCGAGCGUCCUGGCCCCGCACCCUGACGACGGCUCCGCGGAGACCUGCCCGUCUCCCCUCGGGCUCCAGAGAGGCCUUACAGCUGGCACACGCGUGUCCGCACACCUGUCUGCAACGGCUCUGGACGUGACUGAAUACACACGUGUCCGCACACCUGUCUGCAGCGGCUCUGGAUGUGACUGAAUACACACGUGUCCGCACACCUGUCUGCAGCGGCUCUGGGCGUGACUGAAUACACACGUGUCCGCACACCUGUCUGCAGCGGCUCUGGACGUGACUGAAUACACGUGUGUCCGCAUACCUGCGUGUAGCGGCUUAGGUGUGACUGAAUACACGUGUCCGCACACCUGUGUGCAGCGGCUCUGGGCGUGACUAAAUACACACGUGUCCGCACAUCUGUGUGCAGCGGCUCUGGGCGUGACUGAAUACACAUGUAUCCGCACACCUGCAUGCAGCAGCU